AUGAGUGCCACUACAUCUAUUCCAAAAUCGCAACAACCUCCACAAAAACCAGGCUUUCGAAAAAUAAUGACCUGGAAUCCUAAAAGAAGUAGCAAAAAAGCCCCUCAUUUAUCUUAUGAUAGUGCGCCUGAAAGUUCACGUGUACCCUUAGAUGUUUUGCUUUUUGAACAAUGGGUUCUAGGUAGUGAAGGAGACGACAAAUCAUCGCCUGCUCCGGCGAGUCCCACUCCUAGUUUGAGGAGUCUCAAAUCGGGUCGACCAUCUCUGUUUGCGACUUUUGCACGCAGAAAUUCUACUAAAAGUGAGCACUCCUCAAGGAGCCGUUCACCUACGAGUCCUAGACAAUCACAUGACUUAAAUUUUUCUUCCGAUGGAGUUCGUACUCCCCCAAGCCCGACACCUUCACGAAAUUCAAUGAUAUUUGAAAGGGAUAUCGAAUUUCAUGAUCAUCUUAGCGUUCACGAGGCUAUCGACCUCGCUAUUCCUCCCGUUUUAGAUGACGCAGCCGAAGCAUUUGUAAAUGAAGAAAUAUCUACUACCAUUCUAACAGAGAAAAAUGGGGAACUUCAGGAAGAUAAUGGAGAUGGAAAAGACGGUGAAUCUGGAACCGGAAAACAAGAAUCAAAUGGUGAGGAUCCUCGGGUUAUUCCAUUAGUAGAGAAUGAGGGUCGAAAGCGACUUUCGUUAAUAAAUUAUGCGGACGUUAUUGAUCACCAACAUACAAUUGCUGAAACCUUAAGAGUAACAACGCCAAGAGAAAUGAAUGGUUUAACUGGAAUAUUUGAUAAAUAA
Molecule: messenger RNA, 792 nt
Organism: Funneliformis geosporum
Lineage: Eukaryota; Fungi; Glomeromycota; Glomeromycetes; Glomerales; Glomeraceae
Source: the annotation of a GenBank genome assembly